Messenger RNA from Kwoniella botswanensis, 1773 nucleotides. RefSeq lists its product as uncharacterized. NCBI's taxonomy places the organism in Eukaryota, Fungi, Basidiomycota, Tremellomycetes, Tremellales, Cryptococcaceae. Gene Ontology annotation, molecular function: 1-acylglycerophosphocholine O-acyltransferase activity; 1-acylglycerol-3-phosphate O-acyltransferase activity. Gene Ontology annotation, biological process: glycerophospholipid biosynthetic process; lipid modification. Bases 1 to 1773 code for a protein of 590 amino acids. The transcript is spliced from 10 exons. The record is from RefSeq and is a predicted model, not a curated record. Gene Ontology annotation, cellular component: membrane; endoplasmic reticulum.
AUGUUCUGGGACCCGCUCUUCGUCCGAGGCUCAGAGCUACUCGGUGCUCCACCUGAUCAGCUCAAGCUCAUAUUCUCACUAUUGAUCUCAUACCCACUCGGCUCACUCUAUGUCAGGUUACCUCCCUCCAAACCGUACAUCGCUCAUCUCUUCUCCAUCAUCGUUUCCACGUUCGUGGUGGUGUUCUUACUGGAAAUGAAAACUGGGAUGUUACAUCUUUUGUUCAGUAUAGCAGGGACUUAUAUCAUUGCUGCUACGGUACAAGGGAAGAAUAUGCCUUGGAUGGCUUUCGUCUUCGUCAUGGGUCAUUUACUAUACAAUCAUAUAGAUCGAUAUAUGAUCGGUACUUCAUCUUCGGCAAUCGAGAUUACAGGAAGUCAGAUGGUGUUAGCUAUGAAAUUGACCACAUUCGCUUGGAACGUACAUGAUGGGAAACAGGAAUCAGAGGACCUUGAUGCAAGUCAGUUGGAAACUCGUCUUACUAAAUUACCAGAUCCACUUGCAUUCCUAGGAUACUGUCUAUUCUUCCCCUCUAUCCUUCCUGGACCAUCAUUCGAUUACGCCACGUACGAUUCACUAGUGCACCAUACCAUUUACCGAGUCCCACCACCCGGAUCAUCGGCCGAGCAAGCCAAAGCAGCGAAGAAAAGAUUACCGUACGGGAGAAAACGAGUCGCCUAUCUGCAUUUGACCAUCGGGUUGAUAUUCUUGGGGAUAUACGCUUCAUACGGUGCCAAAUUUGCUUAUGCGAGAAUACUCACUUCGGACUGGUAUAAAUGGUCAAUUGUCCAGAAGUUGGGUUUCGUUCAGUUGGCUGGGUUUUUGGCUAGGACGAAAUACUAUGCGGUUUGGAGUCUAUCUGAGGGAGCAUGUAUUCUCACUGGAAUUGGAUUUAAUGGUUACGAUCCCAAGACUGGAAGAACACUCUGGAACAGAGUCAGAAACAUCAAUAUCAUUUCGAUAGAGACUGCUCCGAGCUUCAAGGUGCUGUUCGAUAGUUGGAAUUGUAGGACUAAUGUCUGGCUAAGAGAUGUGGUGUACAAGAGAUUGACUAAGAAAGGGAAGAAGCCUGGUACGAAGCAGAGCAUGGCUACGUUCGUGACUUCAGCCUUUUGGCAUGGUGUUGAUCCGGGAUAUUAUCUCGCAUUUGUCCUGGGUGGCGUGUUGACCUCGCUAGGCCGUCAAUUCCGUCGAUUCGUUCGGCCUUAUUUCCUUCCUACUCCCGAGACCGCUCCUCCAACAAUCGCCAAAAGGGCCUACGAUCUGAUCGGAAGGAUUGUCGUACAGCUCACCCUGAACUAUACCGCAUGUGCAUUCAUCUUACUUGGAUUCAAAGAUUGCCUGGUAGCAUGGAACAGGAUGUGGUGGUAUACCCACGUACUCGUACUGCUCACAAUGGCCUUCUUCCAUUUCGGUGGACGACGAUCUCUACGAAAAGGAUUAGAGAGAAGAGGUAAAUUAUCUAUACCAUCAUCUGAAAAAUCGAAAAUCAAGAAAUCUCCUCCACCUACACCGAGAUUCAAGAUAUCCCCUCCGUCCCCUUCAAUCACACAGGAUGGUAGUGGCUUGCCGCCUCAACCUGAAGAUGAACGAGAUCCAAGUGAUCUAAGAUGGGUGAAACAUGCGUUAGACAAUCCCCCAUAUCAAGAUUCAGGGGAAGGUAUGGGUAAUGGUUUCAAUUCUCCUGAUGGAGGAUGGGUGGAUGAUUUGGUGGAAGGCAUGGAAACUCCUAAUCUGGAGAAGAUGAAUCCGUUAUCAGGUAAACGAGAUUGA